Molecule: messenger RNA, 1995 nt
Organism: Daucus carota subsp. sativus
Lineage: Eukaryota; Viridiplantae; Streptophyta; Magnoliopsida; Apiales; Apiaceae
Product: cytochrome P450 CYP82D47
Exons: 2
Coding region: 169-1758 (529 amino acids)
Molecular function (GO): monooxygenase activity; oxidoreductase activity, acting on paired donors, with incorporation or reduction of molecular oxygen; heme binding
Source: RefSeq, a predicted model, not a curated record
AUUUUUAGUGCUUACUUGUUCCAUUUUACUUCUAUCAAUGAUGCUCUUGUCACACCAUUUAUUAGAAACUGUACAAAAAUAAUUAACACACUAAAAUACAAGGCAACAAGAACCUUCUUGUUAGCUCCUUGUUUGGUCACACGAUAUAUAAUAAUAUCACCAAGGAGCAUGAUUUCAACUGCAAUGGCCAUCCACAUUCAACUGCAAGAUAUCAUACUGUUUUUCCUCGGAUUAUUUGUUGGUACUAUUUCAUGGAGAUUUUUCAGUACCUAUGUGUUCAGAAAGAACAGUUGCCCCGGACCACCAGAACCAGCUGGAAAAUGGCCUUUAAUCGGUCAUCUUCAUCUUCUGGGAGCAAACAAGAUAUUGCAUCAUACACUUGGAGACAUGGCUGAUCGAUACGGGCCAAUUUUCUGUUUGAAUUUGGGGACUAAAAGGACUCUUGUGGUCACUAGUUGGGAAGUUGCAAAAGAAUGUUUUACAGCACAGGACCGGGUUUUCGCCACUCGUCCAAAAUCUGUAGUUGGCAAAGUAGUAGGAUAUGAUAGUAGAGUUAUGAUAUUUCAGGAAUAUGGAUCAUAUUGGCGCCAGAUACGUAAGCUAGCAAUGAUUGAGCUUCUGUCAAAUCGUCGACUGGAGAUGCUCAAACAUGUUAGGGAAUCAGAGGUUAAUCUUUUCAUCAAGGAGCUGUAUGAGCAAUGGUCAAGAAAUGGGAAUGGAAGCAAGGUUGUGGUGGAAAUGAAGGAAAAAUUUGGAGAUCUGACAACAAAUUUUGUGGUCAGGACAGUGGCAGGUAAAAUUUAUUCCGGGACUGGUGUGCAGGGGAAUGAAGAGUCGAGGCGAUUUCAGAAGGCAAUGGCAGAUUUUAUGCACUUAGCCGGGCUGUUUAUGGUUUCUGAUGCACUUCCCUUACUAGGUUGGAUUGAUACGUUGAGAGGAUACAGGGGGGAAAUGAAGAAGUCCGCGGAAGAGAUUGAUCUUGUACUUGGAAGCUGGUUGAAGGAGCAUCAGCAGAAGAGAAACAAUAUCAGCAUUAAUCGUUUGGACGAAGAUUUUAUUGAUGUCAUGCUCUCUGCUAUGGAGGGGAACCAGUUUCCUGACAUCGACACUGAUACUGCCAUCAAGGGCACUUGUUUAAGUCUUAUCUUGGGUGGUUAUGAUACAACAUCAGCCACACUUAUGUGGGCACUCUCCCUAAUGCUGAACAACCGUCAUGUGUUGAAGAAAGCACAGGAUGAAAUGGACAAAUAUGUUGGAAGAGAUCGCCAAGUCAAGGAAUCAGAUGUGAAGGAUUUAACCUAUUUGCAAGCCAUUGUCAAGGAAACACUGCGAUUAUAUCCAGCAGCACCACUAUCACCCCAACACGAAGCAAUGGAAGAUUGCACGGUGGCAGGAUAUGAAAUUCCAGCUGGCACACGAUUAGUUGUGAACCUCUGGAAGAUUCAUCGUGACCCUAGAGUUUGGUCUGACCCUCUAGAGUUUCAACCAGAGAGGUUCUUGCAAAAACAUGUGAAUGUGGACAUUUGGGGUCAGAAUUUUGAGCUUUUACCAUUUGGAUCAGGACGGAGGUCAUGCCCUGGUAUCACAUUUGCGAUGCAGGUCCUGCAUUUGACACUUGCUCAAUUGCUUCACGCGUUUGAACUGGGAACUGUCUUAGACUCAAACAUUGAUAUGACUGAAAGUCCGGGUAUUACUAAUCCAAAAGCAACUCCACUGGAAGUUACUCUCACCCCGCGACUGCCUCCUGAAGUCUACUAAUAAAACAUCACCUUCAAUAGCUAUAGAUUCCCUUGAUGAUACAAAGUUGGGCUAUCCGUAAAAUAAGCGACAAAAGUGAUCUUCUGCAUCACUUAAUAGCAGAAAAUGUGAACAUUGUAUGAGGCUCUAAAUGAUGUACAAUGGUUUUAUGUUCAUUUUAUAAAGUUUCAGCUUCUUAAAAAUUAAAGAAUGGUGCUGUAUUUAACUGAAAAAUAAGUACAACAAUCGUUCCUUUUC